CGAUGUUUGUUGCCAAUGACAGAUGCCUGCUAGCCAAAGUCAUGUCGCUGCUGAAGCAAAGUUGUUGUGUUGCAGGCCGUUUUUCUACAAACCAUCUAUGGCUGAAUUCCAGAGGCGUAACACAUAUUUACAACAACAGUCUGACAACAGUGGCCAAGUCCUCCCCGGACAGAGCUGAUAGAAAGAAGGAGCUCCUGAGUGAGGAUGGCCCUGAUCUGCAAGACUUCAUUUCAGGGGAACUGUCAGAGAAGAGCAAGUGGGCUGAAUACAAAGGCAACCUGAAGAGAGAGAAAGGAGAGAGGCUGCGGCUUCCUCCAUGGCUGAAGACAGAGAUCCCCAUUGGGAAAAACUACAACAAGCUGAAGAACACACUAAGAGACCUCAACCUGCACACGGUGUGCGAGGAGGCCAGGUGUCCUAACAUUGGGGAAUGCUGGGGGGGAGGAGAGUUUGCCACAGCUACAGCCACCAUCAUGCUUAUGGGGGACACGUGUACCCGUGGGUGCAGAUUCUGCUCAGUAAAGACAGCUCGUCGCCCCCCACCUCUGGACCCAGACGAGCCGUACAACACAGCCAAGGCUAUUGCUGCCUGGGGGCUGGACUACGUGGUUCUCACCUCAGUGGACAGAGAUGAUAUUUCUGAUGGUGGAGCAGCACACUUUGCUAUGACCGUCUCCAAUCUGAAGGAAAGGAACCCUCAGAUCCUGGUUGAAUGUCUGACUCCAGAUUUUCGAGGUGACCUGGCUGCAGUGGAGAAGAUCGCCUUGUCAGGGUUAGAUGUGUAUGCCCAUAAUGUGGAGACCGUGAGAGAGCUGCAAAGACAUGUACGAGACCCCCGAGCAAACUUUGACCAGUCUCUGAGCGUCCUGAAGCACGCUAAAAAAGUCAAACCCACUGUGCUCACCAAGACGUCCAUCAUGCUGGGACUCGGAGAGACAGACCAGCAGAUACUCGACACACUGACUGAGCUGCGAGAGGCAGGCGUGGACUGCCUGACCCUGGGUCAGUACAUGCAACCCACCAAACGCCACCUAAAGGUGGAGGAGUACGUUACUCCAGAGAGGUUCGCUCAUUGGGAGAAAGUUGGGAAUGAAAUGGGUUUUGUUUACACGGCCAGCGGGCCUCUGGUGCGAUCCUCCUACAAAGCAGGCGAGUUCUUCCUGAAGAAUCUACUUAACAAGAGAAAAGCAGAGGCAACAGCAGCAGAAUGAAAGGCACCAAUGCAGCAGCUUCUACAACCACUCUGCUUUUUAUCUAGCACCUCCCUGUAAUAACAAAACACAAGUGCAACCCCUGCUCUACCUUACUUUAACACUGUACGCUUGAAAUAGAAGCAACAGAAAUUACUAUAAAGACUCAAGUGAAAUACAGGGACCACUCUUUUGCACUUUCCUCUGCUGUUCAGCUGUUACGGCCCAGAGCUCUGUGUUUAAGAGAGAGAUCAAAGAGGGCGAGCAGAAGUUUGAGGCCAGUAGAGAUGAAGAUAACCUGGGUGCAGACUCGCUCUGUGACACUCCACCAGAAGGAAAUACAACUGUGGUGUAAACCAUUGCUGUAAUUUACAAUCUGUGCACCUCGGGGGGGGGGCCUAAAUCUCAUCCUGCAUGAACUCCCUGCCUUCAGGGGCCCCAGACAUGAUGUGAAGAGCUGCUGAUCUUUAACCUGGAGCUCUGUAUGUGAGCUCUUUGAUGUCUGCUGCUUCAGGACUGAUGUUUUAAUAAGGCAGGAUAAGUUUUUUUGUUUUUUUUUUUGUCAGCAUUCUUGCAGCAGUAAAUGAGAAAUUAUUAAUGAUAAAAAGGUUUUCAACUCCAUUUAUUUGUCUUUAAUUUUAUAUAACAUUAGAUAAGUAGUUUUUCACCUUAUUCAGCCCUUUGUCAUUUAUAGGAAUUUGAUAGUAGUACCUCUACUUAAAAAGAAGUACCUGAUUUCUCUGUUCCUGGUACAAACUCUUUAUGAGAUUAACUCAAAUUUCCCCCUGAACAUUUCUUUUGCAAACUGCUUCAGACCAAAAAAAACUUACAGUGAUUAUUUAAAGGAAUAAUUUACUGGUUUACUUUUUAUGUCAUUUGUUUUCCAAUAUUGAUUGUGAAUAAUAAACACGCA
Molecule: messenger RNA, 2103 nt
Organism: Cheilinus undulatus (humphead wrasse)
Lineage: Eukaryota; Metazoa; Chordata; Actinopteri; Labriformes; Labridae
Gene: lias
Product: lipoic acid synthetase
Exons: 11
Coding region: 3-1211 (402 amino acids)
Biological process (GO): lipoate biosynthetic process
Cellular component (GO): mitochondrion
Molecular function (GO): 4 iron, 4 sulfur cluster binding; lipoate synthase activity
Source: RefSeq, a predicted model, not a curated record